AUGGCACAACGCGCGGUUUUGUUUCUGCUGUGGCUUGUGGACGGAUCGCUCGCUGGCUUCCCCAAUCAGAUAAAUAUCGGGGGUCUCUUCAUGCGCACUACGGUCCAGGAGCACAGCGCGUUCAGGUUCGCCGUCCAACUCUACAACACAAACCAAAACACCACUGAAAAGCCUUUCCACCUCAACUACAACGUUGACAACCUCGAGUCGUCCAACAGCUUUUCGGUCACCCAUGCGUCCCGAGGAGGCUCCUGUGGUCAGUCUGUUACCCCCGUGUGUGGCUCUCAUAAUGACCCCAAUGACGCGGCCAGCGCCGGCAUCCUCUCUUGUCCCUGGUUGCCGAGCGUCUCCCCAGCAUUGCAGAGUCAGCUCAUUAGCACCCAGCCCUCAUAG
Knipowitschia caucasica is the source of this 393-nucleotide messenger RNA. NCBI's taxonomy places the organism in Eukaryota, Metazoa, Chordata, Actinopteri, Gobiiformes, Gobiidae. The record is from the annotation of a GenBank genome assembly.